Anopheles arabiensis is the source of this 3134-nucleotide messenger RNA. RefSeq names its product inositol-trisphosphate 3-kinase A-like. The transcript is spliced from 8 exons. Gene Ontology annotation, cellular component: nucleus; cytoplasm. The record is from RefSeq and is a predicted model, not a curated record. Bases 839 to 2863 code for a protein of 674 amino acids. NCBI's taxonomy places the organism in Eukaryota, Metazoa, Arthropoda, Insecta, Diptera, Culicidae. Gene Ontology annotation, molecular function: inositol-1,4,5-trisphosphate 3-kinase activity; inositol tetrakisphosphate kinase activity. Gene Ontology annotation, biological process: inositol phosphate biosynthetic process.
AUUUCAGUCUAAUUCCGACCACCGUUCGCAGCGAAUGUGCGUCGCGCGUUAUCGCAGACGAGACUUUGUGCUUUGCAUCAUCAUCCAGUCGCGCCCGCUCGCCUGCGUGUAUUCCCCAGUCCCCGUCGCGUCUCCACGAGCCACGAGCUCUCUGUCGCGUUUUCAUCAACCUUAAAUCGAAUCUAAUUCUCUAGACACACAUACGCACACAUGAGUGCGCGCGUUUCCGUGUCGUGAAGUAGUGUUAGCGAACGUCUAUCGAUCCCCGGGGACGGCGAUCGAACCGAGAGUUGUGUGUAUUUCGUACGGUUGUGCCUCGUGUCACAGAGCAUCUGGACACGUCCAGCAGUUGUGCAGUGUACCAGCGUGUACCAUUCGCGUUUCCAGGCGCGGCCAAGAUCUCGAGAUCUCUCGAUCGUGUAACUGCGUGUCGGUCGGUUAGCCCGUGGGUUCCUGGCCGUUUUUGGAGACACUGGAGGCAAACUUUCACUUUUGCAUCCCAUUCCACACGCACACAAAAAAGAGCACAGAAGGCGAAAAUUUGGACGGAAACGUCGCUACCGGUUUGUUAGUUUUGCUGACUCUCUUCGACCCUACAAAGACCGUCCGGACAGCGAUCGGGAAGAAACAAUCUUUGCGAAAGAUGAACAUUCCCGUGGUGCGCGAUUGUGUUGCUCUUCGGCGGUGCAUGUGUUAAUGCGCGACCGUGUGUAAACGCCAGUUCCAGUUGCUCCUCCGAGCAUCUCCCGAACUGAGCAGGCGGGUUUUGGUACGAACCGCCCAACAAAACACCCCAUCACCCCAAAAGCAACGUUCGUCACCGAGGAUCGACUGAACGAUGCCUAUCUGUACGCUACCGACGGUGACAAUUUACGAGGACUUUGACAAGCUCAGCGCAAAGGAGGUGUACUUCACGGAGUCGGGCGACAAGGUGACGGUGAAGCUGUUACACUUUCCCAACCUCAGCCCGGAAGAGCAGGACCAUCUGAAGACGAUGUCGGACAGUGGGGACGAGCACGGUGCGGCCAACGCCGGCACGGCCGGCCAUGCCGGAACGUCCGCGGACGCGGUGCCCCGCACCCGCAAGAAGUCCUUCACCCGGAAGCUCUCGAACGAUGCGCGCAAGUUUUCCGCCCUGGCCGCCAGCCGCAAAAACUCCAAGGACGCCGACCUGACGGCACUGCCCGGUGGGGCCAACGCAGCCCAAUCGAGCCAGCAUGCGGCGGGGCAGCAUCAUCACCAUCAUCACCACUACCAUCACCAUCACCAUCAGUACCACCAGGCGGCGGUGCCGGCGAUACACUCGCACAGUGGGCCGCCCCAUGUCCAGCAGCAUUAUCAGCAGCAGCCGGUGCGAGCGACGCAGCGCACACACAGCACGUCUCACUCGCAGUACCACUAUCAGAGCCAGCUGCCAAUACUGCAGCAUCCGGCCGACGGGGCUGGCCGGUCGGAGUGUGCGGGUGGCGGCUCGCUGCGUCACCGCAUCGGGGCGCACCGGUCGCCGUCGCCGCGCCAAUCCGCCAGCCUGUGUCCCGGGUACGAGCAGUACCAGAUGUCGCUGCUGGAGGUGCCGAUGCCACGUGAUUACGGCGAUGCAUCGAGCGACGAUCUGAGCUCGGAGUGGGACUCGGACGUACCGGACGUGCGGCAUGAAUCGGGCACGAAGCCUUCUGGAUGGCGUAAAUUGCGCAACAUCGUACAGUGGACACCGUUCUUCCAGACGUACAAAAAGCAACGCUACCCGUGGGUUCAGCUAGCCGGGCAUCAGGGAAACUUCAAAGCCGGACCGGAUCAGGGCACGGUACUGAAGAAGCUAUGCCCCAAAGAGGAAAAGUGUUUUAAGGUACUGAUGAAGGAUGUCCUGAGACCCUACGUUCCCGAGUACAAGGGUCAGGUGAAUAGUGAAGAUGGCGAAUCAACCUAUAUACAGCUGCAGGAUCUACUCAGCGAUUUCUAUCAACCGUGCGUGAUGGAUUGUAAGAUAGGCGUCCGGACCUACCUAGAAGAGGAACUGUCGAAAGCCAAAGAGAAGCCGAAACUUCGAAAAGAUAUGUACGAAAAGAUGAUACAGAUCGAUCAAAACGCCCCCACCGAGGAGGAGCACCGUGCUAAAGGUGUCACCAAGCCACGCUACAUGGUAUGGAGGGAAACCAUCUCCAGCACGUCCACGCUCGGAUUUCGAAUAGAGGGUAUCAAAAAGAGUGACGGUACGAGUUCAAAGGAUUUCAAAACGACAAAAUCGCGUGAUCAAAUCUGUGAAGCUUUUCGCGAAUUUACUGACGGGUUCCCGCAUGCAAUGCCUAAAUACAUUCAACGGUUGAAGGCGAUUCGGGCAACGCUCGAGUAUUCCGAGUUUUUCAAAAGCCACGAGGUGAUAGGAAGCUCACUGUUGUUCGUGCACGACCGUCACAAGGCAAGCGUCUGGCUGAUCGACUUUGCCAAAACGGUCGCUCUUCCGGAGAGUGUGGCCAUUACGCAUGACAGCAAGUGGAAGGUGGGCAACCACGAAGACGGCUACCUGAUCGGGAUCAACAAUCUGAUCGACAUCUUCAGCGAAGUGCACGAUCGGCAAACACUGCAGUGCCUGACGGAGCGAAUACCCCGGCUUUCGCUACCGGACGACACCAAUGGUAUCGAUGCGAAUCCGGAUGAUCCUCUGCGUCACGACGGGUGCAAUCGGAACAGUGAGAUCUCGUCUGCUGCCGUACCCGCCGUGCCGGACCGAUGUGGCGAUAAGAUCAGCUGUGUGAAUAACAACAACAAUUACGACUGCAAACCAGAGGAUCAGCAGCUGGUGGGCAACAGCACGGCGGAUACGAGCACAGGCCUGCGUGACUGUAUCGGGUCGAGUUCGGGGUAGUGCCGGCAGGUCUGGCCGGGCGGGUACGCUGCCAACCAAGGACUGAAUCGAAUUAGUAUGUAAGAUUUUUGUUUGUGGUCAACCACGGAAACACAAGCAGUUGUCGAAUCAUUAAGGACCGUUUGUUCAUACUCCGGCAUCGAGCGAGUGAGAAUCCUUUGUUAAUUUAUAAAAUACUACGAUCAAACACUCUGAACAUUAGGAUAGUAAUGGUAGCGUAAAGUACAGUAGACGAACAUACAGUUUAAUAUAUUCAACUCUAUUAAGAAAA